AUGAGUCUGAAAGAGGCCAUCAAAUUGAAAGCACAGGUAUUUGGCAGACAAUCAUCAGACGAACCCAUGGAUUGUAUGGAGUAUUACAUUACGUGUGAAAUACUAUUAGAAGUGUUAGAAUGUGUCCGAUGUUUACAUGAAUUUAAUCCACCGGUCAUUCAUCGCGACCUCAAACCCGACAACAUAUUGAUAGCCAACGACAUCAUAAACGGACGGUUCGUUAAGUUAUGUGAUUUGGGAUUAAUAACAGUUCACGAAAUGGUAUCACAGAGUCAUACGUCAGGUGUGGGAAGUCCUAAAUAUAUGGCACCCGAAGUCAUAAGUGGUCGCAAAUAUGACACCAAAGCUGAUGUCAUAGUAUUAGUGUUAUUAUUGAAGAGUUGUUCGAUACGGAUGUCAAUGAGUUUGUAUUAA
Messenger RNA from Oppia nitens, 414 nucleotides. RefSeq lists its product as uncharacterized. NCBI's taxonomy places the organism in Eukaryota, Metazoa, Arthropoda, Arachnida, Sarcoptiformes, Oppiidae. The record is from RefSeq and is a predicted model, not a curated record. The transcript has a single exon. Gene Ontology annotation, biological process: protein phosphorylation. The coding region runs from base 1 to 414 and encodes 137 amino acids. Gene Ontology annotation, molecular function: ATP binding; protein kinase activity.